This is a messenger RNA of Symbiodinium necroappetens, 2904 nucleotides long. NCBI's taxonomy places the organism in Eukaryota, Dinophyceae, Suessiales, Symbiodiniaceae. The record is from the annotation of a GenBank genome assembly.
AUGAGUGAUGCAUCCUCUGGUGAUUUUCGCAUUCUGAUGGUCGUUGAGGACAGGCUCCCGUGGAUGAGAGAGCGGGUCCCUUUAGCUUUGUCGUUCUUUGUCGUGGUCCCAGACCUCCGAACACCGAUGAUGUGUGACCAUCGAGCUGGAAAGUCCUUCGUCAAGGUCACAGGCAGCCCUCUGUUGCGGCCAUCAGCCGCCCCAGGCAGCCCGAAAAGCCUCGUGCUGGAGGGUGAGAAACCCAGUUCACUUUGUUCACCGCCACCCGAAGAUCACAAUGUAGGUAGCUCCGGGCACCGCCGGGCAAACAUGGCGCUGCGCAGCCGCGAGUUGAGCAACGCCUACCGCGCGGUGUACUUGGCAUCGCCCUUGAAGUUUUGCACUACUUUGCACUCCUUUUCUCGAGUUGUGCCUCGGUACUACAUCAAUGCCUGGGAGAAGAACCCGUACAAAUGGCAGCAUCACAAGUACCAUCGUGUUCGUCAGCGGCAGCGUGGUAAAUGGUGCUAUCUUGGCGGUCCCAUGAGCGGCGUCCAGAUACCGGGCUGGCCCGAGCCUUCGCUCCUUUCGCCUCGGGCGCUUGUCGACACUGCGCAGCGCGCGCAAGUUGAGCGCUUGGAGGACAAAGUGUUCUGGCAGCAGGUUGCCGAGCGGACUGUCCAACUGCGCGACAUCAUGGACGUAGGUGACCUGGCUGUAAUCGUGGACACGCUCUUGACAGCAAACCACCGCCACACUCACCUGAUGAAGACCAUCUCUCGAGAACUGAUUGAAGACGUGGACAAGCUAUCCCUGGUGGAGACGGCCGUGAUCUUGAAUGCAUACGCCCAUUUUAAUUGUGUGAGCGAGUUCAUGCUCAAAGCCUUUGCCGAGCAUGUGGCCCGGCUUCUGCUGGAACAGCCGUAUACCACUCUGGAAGAUGCUGAGAGGUACGGAGCUGCAGCUGCAGACCCUCAAACCCUAGCCGUCUUGUGCAAGGCAUUCGCGAGUUUGCGCUACAAGGAUUCCGAGAUGCUCAAAGCAGUCAACUCGGUCCUACUGCAGCGAAUAGAGGAUUCUGCCUUCGGCUCCGUGGCGGAAGUUCUGACGGCAUUUGCAGAGCUGGACGAGCCGUUUGAGGCUCCAAUCGAAUUCUGGAUGGCCCUCGCCAGCAAGGUCCCUGGCAGCCAAAUGCGCUUCCUCUGCCCGACGCUGCGAGCGGCACAGCGCCUGGAAGUCGCAGAGCCGGCAUUGUUCGAGGCGCUCGGACAAGAGGUGGUAGCCGGGCUGCAGGGACUGCGCGUGAGCGCCCCGCUCGAGGAUGCCAUGUCGACGCCCAUGCCGGCUUUUGCCGAGCCGCAGCUGGUCACGCAGCUCUCUGGCAAGGAGCAGCGGACAGAACCCGCUUCUGUGCCUGUGGAGGAUCUCGGCUCGCUGGAAAGUGUCGAUACCGACGUUGACGACAACUUCCAGGUGGUUCCAGUCGACGCUGUCAUUGAGGAUGGCAUCGUCGAGGAGGACAUUCAAGAUGAUGAGAACCGUGCUGUGCCGAAAAGAAGGAGGAGGCGGUGGUACAAUGCCGUAACACGCAAGCUGGACUCCACAUCCAGCGGGCUGCCCGAGGUGCCGUACUUCGCCCCGUGGAAUCCAGACGAGUGCUUCCGAAGGAACCAGCGUGGCGCGCGGGUCGCGCAGGCUCUUGAAGGGCUGGAUUCGUUGCAGCGGGCAGUUGCAAGCAGCACGCGCUCGCCUUCAUCUCCAUCGUCAGGACCGUCAGCUCCAGAAGAUGCACCUGCAAAGCCGGUGGAUGUGGAGCUCUUGGAGAAUGCCCUCCCGCUGCUGAGCGGCUCUCUCCAGGGGCUGUCGCCUGCACAGCUGGCACUCUGCGCUGAGCGAUUUGCCGAUGCUCCAGUGGCGCUUGAUGAUGCAUUCUUGGAGGACGAAUGCAUGGACUCGGACUCAGCUGACUCAUCGUGCAGCUUAGUGGCCAUGCAGCUACGUGGACAGAAGUUGAGUGCUGCGGGCACCGCUCGUGACGGUCUGGGAAAGGACGUGCACCGCGAGACGGAGAAUGAUCGUCAACCGUACCUGUGCAUGUACUAUCCCUGGCUUCCUCAGUGCAUGCAUCCCCAAAUAAACUAUGCACCACCCCGGAUGCCGCCGAUGUAUCCGAUGUACAAUCCGACCUACAACCCGGUCCCACAUUAUGCGCCGAUCCCAGCACCCUAUUUCCGGCCGCCCACUGCACCUGUGCCAAGCAUGCCGACAUACCAGCCGCCGCAGCCGCCGCAGCCGAUGCCCGCAAGCACAAGGCUUGCGCGGCGUGGCGGGCUCGACCCGCCCACAGGUGUGAAGACCCACAAUGGUGCAUCCUGGGAAACCAUGAGGAUUUCUGGAACCGAUACGAAGCACAUUUUCGCUCUGGGAGACUGGGGUUCCCUGCUAGGCAUUGGCUCAGGUGCGCCGAAAGCCAUCAUCCAGUACAAAGGUGGCCAUACACCAGGCCCACACACCAUGGCGAGACAUCGAGGUCCAGGAUGCAGCACCAAAGAGAUGUCCGACUGUUUUGGUGCUACUGCCGUGUGCCCAACGAACUGCCACUUCAAGGCUGAAAUUGAUCUGCGCGCGCAGACGCUGGUCGCGACGCAAAUGAAGAAGCGAGCGCCUGAAAGCAAUCCCGACUUUGUCUUGAAUGUCGGCGACAAUUUUUAUUGGGGGGGCAUCGAGACAGAAUGUGGCCAUCCAAUGAGCCAAAUCCAUCCACAAACCCAGGCUCAAUUCAAGGUGAUUUUCGAGGACAUCUACAAUGGACCUGGCCUGGAUGGAAAGCCCUGGUUGAGCGUCUUCGGCAACCAUGACCUGGGAGGGUUCCAGUUCAACAAGGCUGCCAGCUAUGUAUUGGAUGCAGCGAGUGGAGCAACCUAG